AUGAUAUUUGGCUUCUUUAAAACCACUUUUAGAAUUUUGUCAAUAAUUUCACAUUCUUUAUCAUUAUUCAAUGAUCGAGUUAUCCAUAAAUGUUUAAGGCUAUCAGGGAAAUAUGGAUACUCCAACGGAUCUUCUUUUAUAUCUAACAAUUCCGUAAUACUAUUAUCAUUAUUGUUGUUACUUCUUAAAUCGAGUUUUUCAAGAUGGGGGAAAUCACUAAACUUACCAACAAUUCUUUGGAUUUUACAUUCACUAAGAUUGAGUUCAACUAAAGAUUUAGGUAAAUCUGACAAAUCAAAAAUUGGUAUAUUCCCUUCUUCUUCUCUCUCAUAUUCGCGUAGUAAUAAUGUUUUCAAUUUAGUAUAUUUGGUCAAAUUCAAAUGUGCAAAAUUAAAAUCAUCUGGUAGAUCAUUACAACUUAAAUCAAGUCCUUCAAUAUUUGGUGGGAGAUCAAUUGGUGUUUUUAACUCACUAAAUCUAUUAUACCUCAAUGAUAAUCUCAAUAAACUUGACGGAAGCUGUGGUAAAACGGACAAUUUAUUACCUGCUAAUGACAAUUGUCUUAAGUUUGGUGGGAAUUUAAAUGAUGAAUCAAUCUCCUGGAUUUCACUGUAUUCAAUACUCAAUGUAGUAACACUUUCAGGAACUUGGAAAUUAGAACCAUUUAAUUUAUCCAUAAGAACUCCUUCCACUUCCAAAUAA
Molecule: messenger RNA, 702 nt
Organism: Candida tropicalis MYA-3404
Lineage: Eukaryota; Fungi; Ascomycota; Pichiomycetes; Serinales; Debaryomycetaceae
Exons: 1
Coding region: 1-702 (233 amino acids)
Source: RefSeq, a predicted model, not a curated record